AUGCCUCAGGGUGAUCUGUUCAAUUUGAAACCUACAGAUGACUUUUGCAUAAUAAAACAAAAUAAAAUAAACUCCAAUCAGUAUGUCAUAUUAGGUUUAAGUUAUGAAUCCGAUGGUGGCAUCAAAUAUAGUGAUGGAAGGUGUGAUGAAGAAGAAAAUAAACUAAAUUUUAAUUUACUAUUCCAGAGGUUGGGUAUCCCUAAUUGGUUUCCAUCAUCAAGUAAAAUAAUUAGUAAAUCAGAAUUACCGUUAUUGUUAGAUAUUUAUUCAAUGAUUAAUUUUACUUAUAGAUAUAAAUUUUCUCCUAUACCAAGAUCAAUUGAUGGGCCAUCCCCAAUAAAUUUUCAAUCCAUGUUUAGAGAAAAUCCGUUAAAUAUAAUAGAAAAUAUGCUAAUAAACCCAGAUUGUUUUAAUUCGGAUAUUGGAUGGGGAUGUAUGAUACGUACAGGACAAACUCUUUUAGCUAAUACUAUACAGAGAAUUAAAUAUGGCAGAAACUUUACAUUAUCGAUUAAUGAUGAUGAUAGGAACAGUGACAGCGAAAAUGACAAAUCUAUUAUUAAAUUAUUCCAAGAUAAACCUGAAGCACCAUUUUCGUUACAUAACUUUGUUCAAGCCGGAAAAGAACUUUCUAAUAUGAAACCAGGGCAAUGGUUUGGUCCAUCCGCUACUGCUAGAAGUAUACAAAAAUUAAUAUAUGAUUUUCCACAGUGUGGUAUUAAUAAAUGUAUAGUGUCCGUCUCUUCAGGAGAUAUUUCAAAGGAAGAAAUAGAUUCUAUAUACGAAAUGAAUGAAGAUAGUAAGAUUUUAAUUUUGGCAGGGAUUAAAUUGGGUAUCCAUUCAGUUAAUAAGUAUUAUUGGGAGGAUAUAUUAAAUUUGUUGUCUACAAAGUUUAGUGUUGGUAUAGCUGGUGGUAGGCCAUCCUCAUCACUUUAUUUUUUCGGUUAUGAAAGAAGUUGUGAAAAAGAAUACAAAGAUAGUCAAUUACUCUAUUUUGAUCCUCAUAGGUCUCAACCAAGUUUAAAUGACGAAAAUGGUGUUGGUGACAUUGAUUAUAAAACUUGUCAUAGUAUCUAUUAUGGGAAAUUAAAAUUGAAGGAUAUGGAUCCAUCAAUGCUUAUAGGGAUAUUAUUAGAAAAUUUGACAGAUUGGAUUAAUUGGCAAAACGUUGCUAACAAUUGUAAGAUAUUUAAUAUAAUAUCGAGUACAAUGAAUGAUGUUACUUGGAAUGACGAUGAAAAUAUUGAUAUUGAGAGCUUACAGAGUGAUGGAACAGCUAUAGAUAAUGAGCAAAUGGAUAUUUGGUAUAAUAAUAAUGAUAAUAUUAGUAAUGAUAAUAUUGCAAACAAAAAUAAAAAUAUUGACAUUCAAUUUGAAGAUACUUUAGAAAGAAAUCAUACCAUAAUGUUGAAAGAGAAACAUGAUGAAAAUAUGGAUAGUAAUAUUCUAAGGCAAAACAAUACACUUAGCAGUAUCACAAUGGACUAUGUAGAUGUUGGUUCUUUAUCAUAUCAUACAUCAAAAACUCUAAAUGAAGCGUUUGAAAAUAUCCAGUGCAAGAAACAAAAAAUUAUGAUUUUUGACCAAGAUAAAUCCUUUGAUAGAAUAAAGGAUGGGGAUAUUGAAGUUGAAAAGGUUUUAGUAGAGUCUGACUCAAUAGAGCCAACCACUAUAUUGUAA
This is a messenger RNA of Arxiozyma heterogenica, 1680 nucleotides long. RefSeq names its product cysteine protease ATG4 (gene ATG4). Bases 1 to 1680 code for a protein of 559 amino acids. The transcript has a single exon. Gene Ontology annotation, molecular function: protein-phosphatidylethanolamide deconjugating activity. Lineage: Eukaryota; Fungi; Ascomycota; Saccharomycetes; Saccharomycetales; Saccharomycetaceae. The record is from RefSeq and is a predicted model, not a curated record.